Molecule: messenger RNA, 469 nt
Organism: Mytilus californianus (California mussel)
Lineage: Eukaryota; Metazoa; Mollusca; Bivalvia; Mytilida; Mytilidae
Product: cytochrome c oxidase assembly factor 6 homolog
Exons: 3
Coding region: 84-383 (99 amino acids)
Biological process (GO): respiratory chain complex IV assembly
Cellular component (GO): respiratory chain complex IV; mitochondrion
Source: RefSeq, a predicted model, not a curated record
CAGUUCAUGUGGGAUGUUGUUGGUCAUUUCCGAUUGUUUCAUAAAUCGAGAAUUUUUUUGACAUUAGUAGCUAAAUGUGAACAAUGUCAGAAUCUGUAGGUCCUAUUUCUGGAAAAGCAGACAGAGAAAAAUGCUGGGGAGCUAGAGAUAACUAUUGGAACUGUUUAUCCAGACAUGAAGAGAAACUAGGGAAAGAAAAAGCCACAGAAAAGUGUGCAGAACUCAGAAAGCCAUAUGAAUCAUUUUGUUCAAAAACAUGGGUAAAACAUUUUGAUAGACGAAGAGAAUAUUUAAAAUUUCGAGCAAAAGUUGAAUCUGGAGAAAACCCUUUACCAGAAGAAAAAGAGUUCAAAAUUUCAGGAUAUAAACCAGAAUCAUCAUGAUGUUGACUGAUGUAAUUUUAUGUGAUAUUGUAAAUAUUUCAUGUAUUAUACAGAUAGCUAAAAUAUCAAAUAAAUUGUUCACACAC